AAGCCACCUCCAACGUCAUUUUAGAGAAAUUUGCAGUACGUCCAACCGGCCUCACAACCACAGAACAUGUGUAACCAGGCCAGCCCAGGACCUAGACAUCUGCCUUCUUCACCUGCGGGAUCGUCUGAGACCAGCCACACGGACAGCUGAUGAAACAGGAGUAUUUCUAUCUGUAAUAAUGCCUGUUUGUUGGGAAAAACUCAUUCUGAUUGGCUGAGCCUGGCUCCCCAAUGGGUUGACCUAUGCCCUCCCAUGGCUGCCCCCCUGCCCAGUCAUUAACUCCAUAGAUUAGGACCUAAUGAAUGUAUUUCAAUUGACUGAUUUCCUUAUAUGAACUGAAAAUGUUGCAUGUUGCAUUUAUAUUUUUGUUCAGUAUACUUUACCUUCACAAAGCACUCGUUUAAGGACAGGUUGUGCCUCACGCUGUUCCUCCAGCCCUGGCCCUGACCCCCCGACCCCCGGGCCUUGAAGUAGGGGAACCGCUCCUCCAUGGCACUGUAGAUAGAGGCUAGGUUGAGCUUCAGAGAGGAGGAGAGGAUGACUUUGGCGAUCAGGGCGACGUAGGAGAGCGAGGGCUUUGUAGAGGGAUCUGGAUCUCCAUGUAUUGUGUCCUCUCCCUCACGAGUUUUGUUUCUGUCUGAGGGCUCGGACUGAAUGUCACCCGGCAGACUGGAUGUUUCUGUGGGGAUGUCCUCGCAAACAGUGCUGAGGUCUGUCUUGAGGACCUCACUCUUUACUGGAACAGUGUCAGGGUCUCUGACUGACCCUGACCACAGGUCUUCCAUCUCUGUCUCCUUGGAAAUUACUCCACCUACCUUUACCUCUCUGAACAUCCCUUCUACUGGCUGGACUUCUAACUUCUCUUUCUCUGUGUCCAUAUCUGUUUGUUUGUCGUGAAUUUCAGUUGUCAGCUUUGCAGUACAAGAGUGUCUUUAGAGAACAUUCCUACAUGCUGUCUGGUAUUAGUAGAAAGGCAUUUCUGCUUUUGGCUACCUGUGUUUCUUGUGAUGGUUUGAUCGGUUUGAGUCUUUUAUAGCUACUUUCUUCUUAACCACAUUCAGUCCCUGCAUGAUUUGGGUUGGGCAUGCCACAUUCUCACAGAUAAAAGGUACACUCUGAUGAAACAUUCAUCAUCAAAAAGGAAACUGUACAUAGUGAAUUCUGAUAAGAUGCUAGGUGGUCAUUGUUUGCCAUUUUGAGUUGCACAAUGGGGUUAACCCUUAAAGAAUGUUAUUUCUGAUAAGGCUAAGUAUGUUAUGUUCUGCAGAGUGCAGAAUUUUGGACAUUAUGAUAGAAAAAAAAAGGCUUUUCAUAUUUGAAACAUUUUGGGGCGUGUUGGCAGUUAACCUGAAGUGUCUAUAAGGAGUAUCAUCUUCAAAUCAAACAUGUUUUAUCCAGUAUUUAAUACACGAUUAACCCUUCAACCCUUAUUAGGAGAAGUUGAAGAACAUUACUUUCCACAUAGGAAACAACAAACUAUCAUAGAAAACGUUGUUUUGGUUUGAAUAUAGUCUUUUGUGACAGCGCACACAUGAGAUCUGGUUCUCGGUCUCGAGAUUAGUUGGAAUCAAAUAGGGAAGUUAGUUGAAAUCAGCCUAUAAUUCCAAUGUAUUACUAUGUAUAUCAUUGUUGCAAAGUAGUGUCUCAAAGAAGAGGCAUUGAGAUGAUAUGUUCUCAGUAUCUCCUGAGCCCACACUGCAUAGUUGAAGUCCCUUCUGACCUAUUUAUAGUGCUGGCACUUGCUACAAUGUCAUCUGUAACUCGAAUCCAUCUGUUUAGUCACAGCAUGUUGAAUGUCAGUUGCCAGAGAAAAGCAGAGAACUCGGCUCUGCGAUUCCCCUUCACUCUGUCACUAGACAGCCCAAUGGCUGUGGUCGAACCAAUACCCACCGCGGUCAGCAGCCUCCUGGGUGUCCCAGGUCUUAUCACCUGGGUUGGGGAUGAGGCGAACAACGCGGAGGUGAUCGGUGGCAUCAGGCCCAAGUCCUCUCCUCUUCCACGGAGAAGGAGCGCCAAUGACUUAAAGGACUGUGAGCUCGAGCUCACCCCAUUCAGCUCUCGGAGAGUGUCCUUUGCGGACGCCCUCGGCCUAAACCUGGUAAAAGUGAAAGAGUUUGACUCGUGGGACAUAACAAUCCCGCUGAACUUCAAUGCCAUGGAGGGAGAGAAAGAGGUAGAGGAAUACUACUUGUCCUCAUUAUACACUCCUUCACCAUCCCAAGAAGCCAUGGUCCUGAGAGUUCAGGAGCAGAAGCUAGAGCUGGAGAGUAUUGAGUUACUCCACCAGACUACAAUACUAAGGGGGGUGGUCCGCGUUCUCAAUCUCUCCCUUGAUAAGAUGGUGUACAUCCGCACCUCUCUGGAUGCCUGGGCCACGCACUUUGACCUGCUGGCAGAGUACAUACCAGGGUCCAGCGAUGGAGACACUGACUGCUUCUCAUUCAAGCUCACCCUGGUGCCCCCCUUUGGGGAAAAGGGGGCCAGAGUGGACUUCUGUCUCCGGUAUGAGACCCCUGUUGGGACUUUCUGGGCCAACAAUAGUGACCAGAACUAUGUGAUGUUUUGUCACCAGAAAAUCAAGGAGUCGAAAGAGAAACCACCAAAAGACAAAAGCGGGCGCAGGAAAAGCAUCCUGAAAGCCAUCAGUUAUGAGUUUCCCUGUGAUGAAAACUGGUCGUCGACCAAUGCUGAAUCUUCAGACCUACACAACCGUGGAGGAAAGAUGGCUAGUGUGAACACUUCUGAGUCUCAGUCAGGAGCACUCCAAGAUGAUCGUCAGAAAUUAAUGGUUGAGAGCAGCCGGAACUCCAGCAGAAGAAACCGACGAAAGGCAGCACGAUUGGCGAAGGUGCGGGACUACCUCACCCAGAGAGAGGAUGAGACCCAAGAGAAAGAGAAGGGAGCAGUGGAAUCAUCACAGAUCCCACAGGAAAGCACAUUCCCACAGGAAAAGCUUUCAAAUAGGCCUGAGGUACAACCACUGCCACCACAGGGCAGGAAAGGGUUUGGGCUGCAGGCAACAGAUUCUCUGUCUACGUGCAAACUGUCUCCUGGUAUCCCAGACAGCACGUCUUGGCAGGAGUCAGUGAAACCUGAGAAAAUAGACCCAACGUUCCGAUCAGCCCCAUCAGAGCUGAGAGGGAAACAGGCCUCACUGAUCCCCAGCAGCAAGCCAGAUUCAACUGAUCAACCUGCUGCUGUGAGCCAAAAUGGUGAUACGUCUGUUUCCAGUGUGGAGGGAAGUACUCUGAUGCAGAUGGAAACGGAGAAGGGGGGAUCUGCCAUCAGCACAGACAUAAUACAUUCAGAUGACAUUGUCAGGUUGGAGAACAGCACAGCAGGCUCAGUCCCAGGCAGCCAGUACAAUAGCUUUAUGUUUGGUAAUGUUGUGGCCCCACCAUACUGUCAGGGGUUUUGUAGAGUGGAGAGUGGGAGUCCGAGCUUCACCCAUAGAGGGAAUCGAACAAGUGGUCAAUUGCAUGAAUGGGAUUCAACAGCCUGCACAGCCCAGAGUUACCCAUCCACAGAGGAAGUAGAAACUCACUCCUGUGUUUCAGCUGAUACUCGUGGAACACCUGAAGAGAAGCCUGUAUAUCAACACGGGUCACUUAAAUCAAACCCAGAACACUUCAGCUCUGGAUUAAGUACAGAAAGAGAGUCUAAACCUAAACUUCUGUCAGAAGAGGCAGGAGGUCUUCUCAGGACUCACACUGCCCUGAACACUGCUGCUGCUCUCAGGGCACAAAUCCUCAAUGUGAGCUCAGGCCUCCAGGGGUCUGAGGAGAACAUUCUGCCUCCUCAGACCCAGAUGCACCAGGACAGUAAGCUUUCACAAACACAAAUCCCAUUACCAAACACAACACCUUCACAAACUCCAGUAGACACAGCACUUUCACAAACACAAACUCUGAUAGACGCAACACAAGGCAGUUUCCUACAGUCACAAACUGAAAUGGGGUCAAAGCAUGUCUCUGCUGAGAUGACUCUGCAGGGGGCCAGUUGUGGAUAUGAGAGACCUGAUGAGUCAGAUGAAAUGGAGAACCCUCUCUCAGCCAACACAGAUGAAUGGUCAACAAGCCCAUUCACAGAAAUAGUAGACACACGUAUAGCCAUGCUAGAGCCUGUGGAUGCUGACCUAAAAGUUUUCACUUCAACGACAGAGACAGAGGAAAAGAUCACCACUGAGCACCAAAACUUUGCUGUGCCCUGUACGGACACACUGGAGGAAGAAACCAGUGGGACAGCAUUGAAAGAUGAUUCCAUUGUCAUUAAUGAAUGGACAUCAUUGGAGAAAUUAAUGAUGAGAAAACAAACAGAUCAAGUGAAGGAUGAACUAUCAUUUGAAGUGUCAAACACUUUAUGCAAUGAAGACAACCGGCAUUCUAUUGACAACGAGGAUUAUUUUGAUGUAGAUGGAGAGAUGUCAAACUAUGUGAGGUAUGAUUAUGAGAAAGACACUGACAAGGGCUCAAAGUUCAAAGAAGAAGAUAUUCAUAAGGAAGUUGAACUGGUAAUGAUGAACAAUAAUAAGUAUUUAGUUCCUACAAAGAAGGAGAUAGACGCAAGUAAUGGACAACCAUUUCUAAAGAAAAAUCGAAUAGUAAAAGACUGGGAGGGGACUGUGGAAGAGGAAAAGGAGGACAUGAUGGGGGAAUAUGUGGAGGAGGACGAAGGGAAAAUAGAAGAAGAGGAGAUGGUGGUUGGGACAAAGGAGUUGGAGGAGACAGGGGAGGAAGUGAUGAAGGAGAAAGAAGAAAUUAUGAAACGGGAAAAGAUAGAAGGAAUGGUGAAGGAAGGAGAGGUGGUGGUGAAGGGAGAGGGGGAAAUGGAGAAAGAAAUGGAGGAGGUGGUAGUUGAAGAAGAGAUGGAGGAUUUAAAGGAGGAGGAUGUUAAGUGGAUAGAGUGGGAGGAGGAGGAGAUUGUAGAGGAAGAGGAGGAGGAGGAGGAGGAGGAGGAGGAGGAGAUUGUAGAGGAAGAAACUGCAGAUGUAGAAGUAAAGGAAAUUGUAGUAGAUGAUCAAAAUGAGUUGGUAGAUGAGUUUAGCAUGAACAUGGACAAGAUGAAUGAGGGUCAGGGUGGUAAGAGCACAAAUGUAAAGGUCACAGAAAAAUCAAGCUCAGAAGAUAAUACAUUAAUGACAAAUGAAGUGUCAAAUCUUUGCCAAAAAGAAGCUCUCAAUGACGUAAGGCACACCAAGCAUCCUGGAGUUGAAGAAAUGGAAUCAAUCAAUGGAGAAGAAGAGUCCUGCAUUCAAUCGGAUAAAUCUGCCAGUGGGAACGAGGAUGAAGAGGAGGGCGAGGAGGACCAUGCUUCCACAGAGUCUCUGUCAGAGGAUGAGAUGGAGCUGUACAUGCGCAGUCUAAGGGCAGUGCAGAAGAUACGAAACAAGGACUUAGCCUUGAGUCUUGGGAAACGGCCCUCCAUAAGCAGAAGAGGCAGCAAACCGUCCAUGACGUCCAUCAGUGAGUCUAUGGAUGAGGAGCACCCGAGCAACCAGGAAGAUCAGCCAGACACAGAGACAGUGGAGCAUCAGCCUACAAGUACACUGCCCCUAGUGGAGGGAGGGCAGGAUAGCACCAGGAGCAAUAUAAUGUGGUGGAGAGAAUCAUUUUCUUGGCAUAAACCCUCAAAAACACUGUUAAACACCAUCCUGUUUGUAGUGUUCUAUUUUGCUGCAUACCAUUAGGACUUUCUGGUCUGUUUUAGUCUGGCUGGUUUGUCAGGGGGAGAAACAGCCAAUGAUAAUAAAUACAAUAGGUUGAGACCUGUGAAAAUAUAUUUCAGUGUCUAUAAAGUGCACGACAAUUAAGUUUCAUUAUUUGUCAUUAUGCCUCAUCUCUAAAUAUAGCCUCUAAAUAAAUGUUAAACAAUAUAUUUUAAGAAGCACAUGCAGUGGCUGAUAAAGAAAACAGAUCUGGCAGUAAGAAUAGGCUAUAGAUAUAGAUAGUCUUGACCAUUUGGGACCCCUUGGCAAUUUCGCUCAGGACAGGUUACAGCCAAGACUUAAUCAAUAUUUCGUUUUGUCUCAUUUAUUGAUAUGGAUAUAGCCUCUGCGUGAUGGGAUUGUGCAAUGUAAAUGGUUUUAACAAGCCUACAUACAGAGUGGAAUUCAUUAAUACAACAGUCAAAAUGCCUAAUAUAAAGGCCUACAGUCUGUGUUCCCAAAUACUGAAAAAAGUGUGAUUCAUUAGUUUACAUGAUCACUACAGUAGCCCCACGCGGCUAUACAAAUGUAUUAUGCAAUAAUAUUGCCAUUAAAUAACACACAACAGCAUGGCAUAUUCAGAUAGUGGAAUAAGCCUAAAUCAUAUUUACUUUCUAUUUUGCAGCUCGGGCGGUUUUUCUAGACAAGGCUCUUCUGUGUCUUCAUAGUAUCAUUCUCAAACAAGUCAUUUGCUGAAGGCCCAAGCCUAUAGUAUGCCAUCUACCAAUAUAACGUCAUUAUCGAAUUGCGUUCUAAAACAAGCUCUAGACUUUUAUUUUGGAAAUGAAACCGGAAGCUGCAAAGCAUCUCUAACGUCUGGGCUAGAGUUGCGUGAUUGACUAGUUAACUUCGACUAGCUACGUUCGGUUCGGUUCAUGUCCUUUGCAGAUGCCACAUUCCUGACAAAGGUUUGUAUACAUACAAAAGAUCUGUAACCGAGUAAAGGGAGACGUAAUGUAAGAAUUGAUAGAAUUCAUUGUCGUUACAUAGGGUUUGUGCAUUUACAGAUCUAAUUUAACAGUUACGUUCCAUGUGAAAAUAUAUUCCAGUGUCUAAAGUGCUCGACAAUUAAAUUUCAUAAUUUAUCAUUAUGCCUCAUCUGAGACUACAUGUAGAUGACACAAAUGACAAAAGGUAACCAUUUUUGGUAAAAUGAUUUGUGGGUAAAAAGUAGAAUAUAAAUGUUGACACAAAAUAAAGACUUUGAAUUCAGUAUAUUCCUCGUUCUAUUCAGAUUUGAUCAAAAUAAAUGUAUAUAUUUUUUUACAUUCUUAUUAAAAUUAUGUUAACAGGUGAGUAUGUUUUAUAAUUAGCCUAUGAGGGUCAGUUAGUUUAAGGCAGACCCUUCAAUAGAGCACACAAUAUACACAAUAUUAUUUAUCCAAUAUGUUUUGUGACGUUUCUACAUAUUGGCCAUACUACGGUUGCAUCUUGUACAGUACGCUGUUUGAGCACAAACUAGUUCAAAGCCCUGUGUUCAAAUAACUCUUCUUGGCUAUUAAAGUUCUGUAUUAUGUCAUGUUUCAUGUUUCACGUGGACCCCAGGAAGAGUAAUGGGUUAUCCUAAUAAAAUACAGAAUACCCAGUUACAAGGCUGUGGACCAUUGCUUGGUGUGAUUACUGUUAACAACUUUUAUUGCUUUAUUUUAUUUGGUGUAAAUGAAGCUGAUUUUAGAUGUAUUUUGUACCAAUGCCUCCAGAUUCAUAAUAGCCAUGUACAGUAUGUUAAAUAUGGUUAACAAAAAUUGUCUAUGAAUCUCUUUUUCUGAUAAUAUACUACAGUCAAACUGUAAUUUCCUACAAUCUUUCAACAAAUAAAGCAAAAAUAAAACCUAA
This is a messenger RNA of Salvelinus fontinalis (brook trout), 7540 nucleotides long. RefSeq lists its product as uncharacterized. The coding region runs from base 1607 to 5686 and encodes 1359 amino acids. Gene Ontology annotation, molecular function: protein phosphatase 1 binding; glycogen binding. Gene Ontology annotation, biological process: regulation of glycogen biosynthetic process. The transcript has 4 exons. Gene Ontology annotation, cellular component: protein phosphatase type 1 complex. The record is from RefSeq and is a predicted model, not a curated record. NCBI's taxonomy places the organism in Eukaryota, Metazoa, Chordata, Actinopteri, Salmoniformes, Salmonidae.